CGUCGCCACCGCUCCUGCCUCAGUUUCUCCAUUCGUCGUCCGUUCGUCCGUCGUUAGGAGCCGCCCAGCCCCCAUGUUGCCCCUCGAAACCGUCGCCACCUUCGGGCCGUGAGGGCUGAGCACCAGGCGUGGGGACGGGCCCGGGCAGCGUGGGAGCACCGCCGCAGCCGCCCCCAUGGAGGAGGACCGAGAUCUCACCGAGCAGCAGCCUACGGUGAAGAAGGCCAAGAUGCAGGAGUCGGGGGAGCCGGCAUUAAGCCAGGGGACCCUCCCCGACGCCAACGAGCAGAAAGUGGAGGGCCCCGGCCUCGGCUCGGAUGUCACCAUGGCGGACGGAAUUCUGACCUGCACCGACUACCUCCCGCGCCCGGCCAGCGACUACUCCUCGCAGCUCUACUCUGCCAAACCGUACACGCAUAUCCUUUCCGUCCCCGUGUCCGAGACGCUGACCGCCUACUCCGGCCAAACCCAGUAUCAAGCCCUGCCACAGUCCCAGCCCUAUACGGUGUAUCCGCAGGCCACCCAGAGCUACGGACUACCUCCUUUCGCUCCGAGCCCCAACGCCAGCCUAGUCUCUGCCUCUUCCACCGCCACCGCUGCUGCCAACGUGUCCGCUGUCGCCAGCAUCUCCAGUCAGGACUACCCCACGUAUACCAUCCUGGGUCAGAACCAGUACCAAACCUGCUAUCCCAGCCCUAGCUUCAGCCUCCCGGCACAGACGAGCAGCAGCAGCGCUGAGACGGCGCCACUUGCUGCCCCCAUCUACCAGGCUGGGAAACCCGGCGGCAUUGCUCCCGCACCCACGAACCAGCGGCUCUCCUCAGGGGACCCUGCAGCCAGCCCGUCCUUGGCUAGGGCCGCCCCCAGCAAGGAAGCAGAUGAGCAGGCCAGGAAAAACGUGGCCGGGAAGAACCGGGGCAAGAGGAAAGCCGACGCCACAGCCUCCCAGGACAGCGAGCUGGAACGGGUGUUCCUGUGGGAUCUGGAUGAGACCAUCAUCAUCUUCCACUCCCUGCUCACCGGCUCCUACGCCCAGAAGUACGGGAAGGACCCGACGGUCGUCAUCGGCUCGGGCCUGACCAUGGAGGAGAUGAUCUUUGAGGUGGCCGACACGCACCUGUUCUUCAACGACCUGGAGGAGUGUGACCAGGUACAUGUGGAGGACGUGGCCUCGGACGACAACGGACAGGACUUGAGCAACUACAGCUUCUCCACGGACGGCUUCAGCGGCGGCGCGGGGGGCCCGGGCCCCGGGGGCGCGGUGGGCGUACAGGGCGGGGUCGACUGGAUGAGGAAGCUGGCUUUCCGCUACCGCAGAGUCAGGGAGACCUACGACAAGCACAAGAGCAACGUGGGCGGCCUCCUGAGUCCCCAGCGCAAGGAAGCCCUGCAGCGACUUCGAGCUGAAAUCGAGGUUUUAACGGAUUCCUGGCUGGGAACGGCCCUCAAGUCCUUGUUGCUCAUCCAGUCCAGGAAAAACUGCGUGAACAUUCUCAUCACCACCACCCAGCUGGUACCCGCCCUUGCCAAGGUCCUACUGUACGGCCUGGGUGAGGUGUUCCCCAUCGAGAACAUCUACAGCGCCACCAAGAUUGGGAAGGAGAGCUGCUUUGAGAGGAUUGUGUCACGCUUCGGGAAAAAGGUGACCUACGUGGUCAUCGGGGAUGGCCGUGAUGAGGAAAUUGCUGCCAAACAGCACAACAUGCCUUUCUGGCGGGUCACGAACCACAGCGACCUCGUCUCCCUCCACCAGGCCCUGGAGCUUGACUUCCUGUAGGACAGGCACACCCGGUCCCCCAGCCCCUCCGUUACCAGUCCACCUUCCGCCAGGAUCCGGUCCUUCCCCGGCGUCUGGCCGGUGGCUGGUGCCUGCAGAUUGGCUGGGGGCACGGGGUUGGUGUGCCUCCAUGUACGGGGGAGGGCCGCUGGGGCCCGGAGCAGCCGCCAUCCUCUCUAAUGACCACAGUCCAGCUGUCGGCAGAGUGCCAAUCACUGGUCUUCUCCAGCUCGUCCUGCCGCUUUCACACUGAUAGAGGCCUCGGGCGCUCUCAGGCCGGGCCUGGCAACCCUUCGGGCCACACUUGCCACCCCACCGGCCACAGCCGUGGCCACCGUCCUACGGGGCAGGGGCAAUGUGUGUGUGAAGGGUGGGGGCUGUAUGUGGCUGGGGAAGGGCUGGCCUCACCCGCCUCCAUCCCCCUCCCUACCCUGGUUCUGCUCAGUGCGGUCCUGGCCGUGGAAGCUUGGCUGGGGGUCGGCCCCGCUCUCCCGAACCUGCUCGAGCAUCCCCCCGUAAUCCCCUGUGAUCUGCUUCCACUCCCGGGCAGGCCGUGCUUGCGGGGUGGGCUCCGGGGGCCUGCAGCGGACAGUGCCCCGGACCUGCUCUAGAUUCCGUCCUGCGACAGAUGGGGCUGACUCUCCCUGCGGGGGAGUUUGGUGGCAGAGGGUUGGGGAGCUACUCUCCAGGUAACCCUGCCCCGUUCCUGCCCGUUCCCACUCCUCCCAGGAGCUGCCCACCGCCACACACGCUGACGGGCCCCCGGCCGCUCCCGUGAGCCGCAGCCUGCAGGCUGCUUGACUUCCAGUUGUGCAACUGUGCCUUAGCCCUCCAUCCUACCUUGUCGGCUCUGUGCCGGCGACUGUUUCCACCCUGCUCCCUUGACCACCGUGAGAGGCGGGGCAGGGGCCUCCUCCCCGGAACACUUGUGAGUACGCAGGGACCCCCAACCCGGCGCUCGGCCUCUGCCGUCCUCUCGCUUGGCUUGCUGGUCCUCCCCUGGGCCGGAGGUGGGGGAACUACCUGCCACCCCGUCCCUGGCUGACUCCACCUCUUCCCAUUUGCUGCCAGCCCUAGGGCUGGGCCCCGGUCCAUGGCUAGAAACUGGAUUCCCCUGGCCUGAGGUGCGAUGCGGGGGCGGGCAGCGCGCCAGGCGGGGCGGUGGUGGGUGUAUUUAUGUGACCCGGGCAUUUGUGGCAGUUGAGAACAGAACCGCGAUGUUCUAUGUAACGGGAACUGUCUUCACU
This is a messenger RNA of Tachyglossus aculeatus (Australian echidna), 3024 nucleotides long. It is a transcript of the gene EYA3, whose product is annotated as EYA transcriptional coactivator and phosphatase 3. The record is from RefSeq and is a predicted model, not a curated record. NCBI's taxonomy places the organism in Eukaryota, Metazoa, Chordata, Mammalia, Monotremata, Tachyglossidae. Gene Ontology annotation, molecular function: protein tyrosine phosphatase activity. Gene Ontology annotation, biological process: cell differentiation; negative regulation of extrinsic apoptotic signaling pathway in absence of ligand; multicellular organism development. The transcript has 17 exons. Gene Ontology annotation, cellular component: nucleus. The coding region runs from base 176 to 1777 and encodes 533 amino acids.